AUGGACUUUGAUUUGGAGGCUCUCGUGAACGUCGAGCAAACCUUUUAUGAACAUGGGUUCACGGACGGCUUUGCCCAUGGCCGUAUCCACGGUUCGAUCGAAGGAAGAGCUCUGGGAAGGGAGAAAGGUUUCGAGAUGUGGGAGGAACUCGGAUUUUACGAGGGUUUCGCGACGAUGUGGCAGGCCCUUUACCAACAUCGAGGUGCGCGCGACGACCGGACAGCCCACCAUAUCCGACACCUGCUCGAGCUGAUCGCCCAGUUCCCGCGAGUGAACCCUUCCGCAGGAGAGGCUUCUGACCUGGACAUUCCGAAGCUCUUCCGCCAGAUCCGGUCUCGUUACAAAGCGCUCUGCGCCACUCUGGGUGUGCGGCCAACGCUCCGGGCUGGUGGAUCAUCCGUCUCCCAAGAGGAAACGAGCGAGCUGAUGAUAAAACACCCUCAGGGGAACUUACUUUCUGAGGAAGAAUCAUCUACCGGGUGGCGUACGCAGGUUUGCGGCGAGGCUUAUCAGCUAUAUCGUAGCACACGAUUGCACGAGGAGAAGACGUGUUCCCUACGCCAUCAGUCGCUGUGGGAUUUUCUCAAGCUAUUUCCGUGUCUCGAGUUACCUCCUCGCUCUGCUCGAAGUCUCCAGGCAGGCCGCGCCAGAGCUAUUGGGCUGCCUAGAACGGAAUACUGGGUGCAGGCAGACAUCAUACUUCUUUGUUUGGCUAUUACCUUGGGUUAG
This is a messenger RNA of Sparassis crispa, 729 nucleotides long. Its product is annotated as DUF1715-domain-containing protein. The coding region runs from base 1 to 729 and encodes 242 amino acids. NCBI's taxonomy places the organism in Eukaryota, Fungi, Basidiomycota, Agaricomycetes, Polyporales, Sparassidaceae. The transcript has 6 exons. The record is from RefSeq and is a predicted model, not a curated record.